AUGGCUUCGCUCGCUCUCUACCCAAGAAGCGCCUACGCCGAGGAGCUCCAACACGUACGACCUUCUUCAAGCACCCAACCUUCAAUCAUGUCUCACACCAUGCUGCAGCACACGCGCAAGCCCAUCUACGACACUCCCCUCUCAGCCACUCCCUCCCCCGCCGCCAUCCACGCGACCACCCUCAACCCCGAGCCCGUCACUCCCCCGGUCCGCGACAACCAACCCCAAUCCACAAAAGUGACUGCCGAGACCGUCGCCGCCCGCGUCCUCGGCCAACCCGCCUCUCCCACACCCACCCAGCGCCUCGCUGAGCAAGUCAAGCGCGCCCGCGUCUUCCUGCACGCCCAGGCCGUCAAAGCCGAAGACAACAUCGACGCCGGCCUCACCCGCGCCCUCAACCUCGAGCACUCCUUCAUCUCCACAUUGCAAUCCCUCGCUCCNCCCAGAGAAAGCGGUGAACGUCUUUUGCCUGGUGGAGUCUACGUGUUGGUGGCUGCAAUGGCCGGCAGCAUCGUUGCCCGCAACCGCAACAUUUUGCUGCGCGGUAUCGUGCCCGUGGCUACUGGUGUGGGUGCCUCGUAUGCUGUUUUGCCCAUCACCACCCGUAAUGUCGGUGAUUUGGUCUGGAAGUACGAGGAAAAGUACCCCGUUAUCCGUGACAACCAUAUCCGCGUCCGCGACGGCGUUUCGCACUUUGUCGAGACUGGAAAGGCGCACUCGCAGAUGGGUUACUACCAGGCUGUCGACAAGGUUCAGGGCGUGCGUGAGGCCGUCGAGGAGUGGGUCAGAAAGGGCAAAUAA
Messenger RNA from Aureobasidium vineae, 801 nucleotides. Lineage: Eukaryota; Fungi; Ascomycota; Dothideomycetes; Dothideales; Saccotheciaceae. The record is from the annotation of a GenBank genome assembly.